This is a messenger RNA of Lotus japonicus, 1500 nucleotides long. RefSeq names its product NADH dehydrogenase [ubiquinone] 1 alpha subcomplex subunit 9, mitochondrial. The transcript is spliced from 12 exons. NCBI's taxonomy places the organism in Eukaryota, Viridiplantae, Streptophyta, Magnoliopsida, Fabales, Fabaceae. The record is from RefSeq and is a predicted model, not a curated record. Gene Ontology annotation, molecular function: protein-containing complex binding. The coding region runs from base 91 to 1281 and encodes 396 amino acids. Gene Ontology annotation, cellular component: mitochondrion.
UUCAACUACACAUCGCAUUUCUGUACUCUCCUCCAUCUCUCUCUUCCUCUUCCUCUUUCAGCUCCGGUUGCGUUCGUGGGGCACGGUAAGAUGCAGGCCAUGGCGAGGCGCGUAGUGCACCAAUCGCUCAAACCCUCAACUUCGCUCAAGUCAAUUUACCCAAUUUCCGAUCACCAUUAUGGAGCGGAUCAUGAACGUUUCGUGUCCACCAUCGCUACCAAGGGCGUGGGUCACCUCGUCCGCAAGGGUACUGGUGGACGAUCAUCUGUCAGUGGCAUUGUUGCUACAGUAUUUGGGGCGACUGGAUUCCUUGGUCGUUAUGUUGUCCAACAUCUUGCUAAAAUGGGAUCUCAAGUCCUAGUUCCUUUCCGAGGUUCUGAAGAUUGUCACCGUCAUCUCAAACUGAUGGGGGAUUUAGGACAGGUUGUACCCAUGAAAUACAAUCCAAGAGAUGAAAGUUCGGUAAAAGCUGUGAUGGCUAAGGCCAAUGUUGUUAUCAAUCUUAUUGGAAGGGAUUUUGAGACAAGAAACUACAGCUAUGAGCAAGUGCAUUAUCAUAUGGCUGACCAACUUGCUAGGAUUUCCAAAGAGCAUGGUGGUAUCAUGAGAUUUAUUCAAGUUUCUUGUUUAGGUGCAUCUCCUUCCUCUCCUUCCAGGAUGCUAAGAGCUAAAGCAGCGGCAGAGGAAGCAAUUUUAAGGGAAUUACCCGAGGCCACAAUCUUGAAACCUGCUACAAUGAUUGGUACAGAGGAUCGGAUUUUAAACCGAUGGGCUCAUUUUGCCAAAAAGUAUAGCUUUCUUCCAUUGUUUGGGGAUGGCAGCACAAAAAUCCAGCCUGUAUAUGUUGUUGAUGUCGCCAAUGCACUUACUGCAGCCUUGAAGGAUGAUGGCACUAGCAUGGGAAAGGUUUAUGAAUUGGGGGGUCCUGAGGUCUAUACUAUGCAUGAAUUGGCAGAGCUUAUGUAUGAGGUCAUUCGAGAAUGGCCUCGAUAUGUGAAGGUUCCUUUUCCCAUUGCUAAGGCAUUGGCAUCACCGAGAGAAUUAUUAAUUAAUAAGCUCCCCUUUCCACUCCCCACUCCUAACAUAUUCAAUCUGGAUCAGAUCCGUGCUUUGACUACAGAUACUGUUGUUUCAGAAAAUGCAUUGACUUUCAAUGAUCUUGGAAUUAAUCCUCAGAAGCUGAAGGGAUACCCUACUGAGUUUCUUAUUUCAUAUAGGAAAGGGGGCCCACAAUUUGGUUCUACAAUCAGUGAACGGGUCUCUCCAGAUGCUUGGCCGUGAUAAUUUUUGGAUGCUUGGUCCUGAAUAAUUUUUCUGUCUUGCUUGUACUACCACCAUUUCAUUUCACUAUCAAAAAAAGAUGUGAAAAUCUUUAACUUUUGUAUCUUCCUUUCAUAAUGUAGAGUACGUGAUCAUGUACGAUGACGACGAUAAUAAAAUCCAGAUACUUCAUUCCUGAAAGUAAACGCCUUUGAAUCAAAUUCAAAGUCUUAUUUCUAA